This is a messenger RNA of Trypanosoma theileri, 2442 nucleotides long. RefSeq names its product translation initiation factor IF-2. Bases 1 to 2442 code for a protein of 813 amino acids. The record is from RefSeq and is a predicted model, not a curated record. Gene Ontology annotation, molecular function: GTPase activity; GTP binding; translation initiation factor activity. The transcript has a single exon. Gene Ontology annotation, biological process: translational initiation. Lineage: Eukaryota; Euglenozoa; Kinetoplastea; Trypanosomatida; Trypanosomatidae.
AUGUGGCAGUUCCGAAAUUGUCUACGGCGUGUUGUGGUUUCCUGUAGCUGUGCCACAACUGUUGGUAGUGAUAGUGUAGUCGUUUCCCUUCGAUGGCAGUCGCAGAGUUCACGCGGUCAACCUGGUCUCCAUUGGCAGGAAGGUGUAGUAGAUCCACGAUACUCUUCAGAAGGAAAUAUGCGGAAGUUUAACCCAGAUACGGUGGCACAUUACGUUAAGGCAACUAUUCAAAAUGAUAGACGAGAGAUGGGACUUGGUGAGAUUUAUGAUUGGCAUGAAUUUGCAAAGGAUGCGGUGUAUAUUCCAACACGAUCUGGUCCAUUAUGGGUUGGAAGUGAUGAUCCACGAUGUGCAAAGUUUAUGAGACGAAAAGAAAAAAUGAAAAAGACACCUCAACAGAAAGCACGACCCAAACCAGGACCAGAUGCGGCUAAAGAAUUAGAAGAUCAUCCAUUACGUGAAUACUUUACAACACCAUCAAAUUUACGAGAUCCAUUAAGUACAGCUAAUAAUUUACAUCGUGCAGGACUUAUUCGUGAAUAUGAUAUUAAACAUACAGCUGCAAAGAUUUCAUACCUACCACGUCCACCGAUUGUUUCUAUUAUGGGACAUGUUGAUCAUGGUAAAACCACUCUCUUGGAUUGUCUACGAAAAACAAAUGUUGCCUCUCAGGAAGCUGGUGGUAUCACUCAAAAUGUUGGUGCCUUUCAAGUUAAAACUCCUGAUGGAAGUUUAAUAACAUUUAUUGAUACACCAGGUCAUGCCGCCUUUACAGCAAUGCGAGAAGUUGGAGUGGCGGCGAAUGAUCUUAUCGUUCUUGUUGUAUCAGCAGUGGAUGGUGUACAACCACAAACAAAAGAAGUGAUUGAACUCGCUCGAAAUGCUGGUAUUCCACUCGUUGUAGCUUGUACAAAAAUUGAUCGUCAACCAAGAGUAGAACCUAUUAAAGAACAAUUACGUAAUUGUAAUGUGGAGUUAGAAGAAGAUGGAGGUGAUACCCAAUUUGUUAAAGUAUGUGCAAGAGAUGGAACAGGUAUUCCUGAAAUCCUUGAAGCUAUUGCCUUACAAGCAGAAUUAUGUGAAAUUAGUACCCCAGAACCCUCACGAUGUGAAGUGGUUGCCAUUGAAGCCCGUGGUGGUGCAAGUGCUACGAAUGAAGUUACUGGUAUUGUUCGCUGUGGUAAACUCCGACCUGGACAGGUGUUAGUCUCUGGAAUGACGUACGCUAUUGUGAGAAAAGUCUUUGAUGAGACUGGUAAGAUGUUACAAGAGGCUGGUCCAUCCACUCCGGUGGUUUUACAUGGAUUUCGUGUUCAUCCUAAACCAGGUGCUAUUCUUAUGCAAGUAAGUAGUGAAUCACAUGCACAGAAAUUUUAUUUUUUUAUGAAAGAUGUUUAUAAAACGGAAGGACGUCGUGAAGAUUACUUACAAUUAUUAAAUCAAGAACAACAAGGAAUGAUUUAUGCUCGUAAACCAGAUAAUAAUUUGGUUCGUACGUAUAGCACAAAAGCUUUUGUACUUUCAUGUAAGGCGGCAACUUUUGGUAUGUUACAAGCUCUUAUGAAGAUGUUAUAUGAAUUACCAAGAUUAGAAGGCAUUUCAACAGAAAUUAAAGUUACAGAAGUAGGAGGUUUAAAAGAUUAUGAUAUUGCACUUAUAGGAAGUUCUGGACAACCAGGAUGUAUUUUAUUAUACGGUGAAAGUAAAGAUACAAAUACCCUGGAUGUACCAAAUCAUGUGAAGGUCAUUCGUUUUAACGUUUUAUACCAUGGAAUUGAAGAGUUUAAAGAAACUUUAGUGGAGGCAUUACCCAAAAUAACGAAAACACGAAUAACAGCAGAAGCAGAAUGUCUACAAGUAUUUCGUGCAUCUCAAGCUGGAAAAAAUGGAAAUGCUGCUGGGAUGCGUGUAACGAAAGGUACUAUUAUAGGAUCACAUCUUACAUUCCGCGUUAUACGUAAAUCUACACGAAGUAAAAGUUCAUUAUUGGGAAAUACGAAUAACAGCAGUGGUAGUGGUAAUAGUAAUAGUAGUACUCACAAGAAUGAAAAUAAUAAUAAUAAUAAUAAUAAUAAUAAUAAUAAUAAUAAUAAUAAUAAUAAUAAGAAUAAUAAUAAUAAUAAGAAUAUCAAAGGAGAUCCAGAUGAGGAUGAAUUUGAUGUUGUAUAUGAAGGUCAAAUUAAGGAGUUGCGUCGAUUUAAAGAAAUUGUACCAACGAUUGAGAUGGGAUUGGAGUGUGGUGUUAUUCUUCAUGAUGAAUUUCAAUUCCGUACAGGAGAUAUUCUUCAACAGUAUGAAACUUAUGAAGAACCUCGUGAUGUAAGUGAAGAGUAUGAGAAGGCUGAACGUCGGGAGAAGAUUAUGCGAGAUACCGCUGCAGCGCAGGCUCAAAUGGAGGAAGAGAAUAAUAAUAAAGCGGAGGUUGUGGAUAGUCAAGUUUGA